CCAAUCACAACCGUCCAUCUCAUAAGCAACGGUUCUAAACAAUUGAACUUACCUUGUUUCUGAAACACUGGAUCAGCCCCUCUACGUAUAUAUCGGCUCACCACCUUCUCCAAAGUCAACAGUAUCUCUUGCUUUUUUUCUGUUCUCUGCAAGAUUCAGUCUCUUCUCAUUUCUCAAGAUCCGUCUUUCUUAUCGUUUCCCUGAAAUACCCUCCUUGUUUUAUGGCAAUGCCACUAAUGUCCUCCCCUCCUUUGCUUCCCGUCUCAGCACCGGCUACCACCGCAACUGCUACCACCAACAUCCAAUCCACCACCGCAAUCUCUCUUUUAAGAUCCUUCCUCACGCGGCUCACGGCAUAUGUGCGCCACGCACUCUGCAACAGCCGGCCUUGGACCGAGCUAAUAGAUUGGACCGCAUUCUCCAGGCCGGAGUCACUCUCCGAUGGCGUCUCGCGCGUUCGAAAGAACUUCUCCUAUUUCCGGACCAACUACAUGAUCCUCCUAGCUCUCCUACUCGUCGGCUCUCUGCUCACGCAUCCAUUCUCUCUCCUCCUGCUCCUCUCUCUCAUGGCAGCAUGGCUGUUUCUCUACGCUUUCCGGCCGUCGGAUCAGCCAUUGACCCUCGGCGGACGUACGUUCUCCGAUCACGAAAUCCUGGCGAUAUUGUGCACGCUGACAUUGGUGGUGAUCUUCCUCACCAGCGUGGGAUCACUUCUCAUGUCGACAAUUAUGAUUGGGCUGGCAAUUGUGGCGGCACACGGUGCGUUUAGGAUUCCGGAGGAUCUGUUUCUUGGGGAGCAAGAGGCGUUUGGAUCUGGAUUGUUCUCACUUGUCGGUGGGGCAGCUUCGUCUGCUGCCGCUGCAGCACCUGUGAUAGUGUCGCACGUCUGAAGCUUGAAACAUUAGAAUCAGAGGAGCCGGAUGGGUAUAUUGAUUGGCAGGGGAAUUAACAAAUAAAAUUUGUGUGUUCCACUUUCUCACUUGAGCUAAUGAAUGGAUUGUAAGUUGUAACUGAAAUUUCUUUCUAAUGGAAAUGCAAACAAUUCUUACUGAUCUAUUAACU
Messenger RNA from Carica papaya (papaya), 1062 nucleotides. It is a transcript of the gene PRA1.B6, whose product is annotated as prenylated RAB acceptor 1.B6. Gene Ontology annotation, biological process: vesicle-mediated transport. Gene Ontology annotation, cellular component: Golgi apparatus; endoplasmic reticulum. The record is from RefSeq and is a predicted model, not a curated record. Lineage: Eukaryota; Viridiplantae; Streptophyta; Magnoliopsida; Brassicales; Caricaceae.